CCUAAAUGGCCUCUAUGGAGAGGAAACAUGAGAUUUGCAGUCCGUUCAUCCCGCAACGCAACACUUUGAGGAAGACAAGUGCAGAAAUAGUCAGUGAAGCCAGACACUCGCUGCGAAUUCAAUCCACCCAGCGACCGUUUACUCCCAGAGAUGGACAAAGGCAACUUUUUGGGAAGAGAUCUGCUCGCACAGACUGUGACAACAGACCUCCAUCUACCUUUAGCCUACAUUCACAAAAUUUUGAUGCUCCUGACUCCAGGCCAGGUUCAGGGACUCGCCUCUCUCCUCUGGACCAUAAGCCAAAGUUUCCAGUCCCCUGUGAUGCUGAGGAUCCAUUCAAGGCUUUUCCCAAACCCCCCACUGACCCACUGGAAGUAAGGAGGGGGCUGGCAGGGGCACGGGCACGCCUCCUCAGGACUGGCUCUCUCACCACGCUACCUCCUGUAGAGGGAUAUGCAGAUGUGAAAGAGAGAUUAAAGCCAGGCCCUGGACAAAAGCAGCUGUCAGCUAAAGGACUCGCUGUUACCGACCACACAGAGGUCCAUGGUGGUCCCCACAAACCUGGCCCACGCAGAACAGCAAGUGAAAGUAGAAUAAUGUGGCCUGGUGUUGACUCAGGCGUUAGACCCACAGAGUGCAGAGCAGGAUGGAGAACAGGGUUGGGGAAUGGAGACGAUACCACAAGCACAGAGGAGGAUGUAGAGUCACUGGUGUGGAAUAAUGCAGUCGCUCCUCUUCUCCAACAGCUGGAGGCUGUAGCUGCAGGCAGCUCUGAGGGUUCGAUGGACCAUCUGUGUGAUUUGUGUGACAGUCUCCAUGGCACCUUGGCAGAAGGGGACAUGCUCGGCCGACGCUGUAAGAGGCGGUCUGGGAUACUGCGAACACUGUUCCGCCUCAUUGACUUCAACUCUGUCCAGCUCAACCUGCACAUCGCCAAGCUCUGCCUUGCUCUGUGUGUCAGUGGAAACAACUUGCUAAACAUCUGUAAACUCAUCUUCAAGAUAAGUCGCAGUGAAAGCAACGACAUCCUCUUCCAGAACAACUCUAUCAUAGACUCAUUGCUGGGCGUGCUGAGCAGUGAAGACGUGUCUGCAUCCGGAGAAGCUCUGCUGUACUGUGUCGGUACUCUGAAAUUUCUCUCUGGAAACAGCGCAAUCCUCAGACUUCUGCUGGACAAGAACUGUCUUGGUGUGGCUCAGAAACUCAUCCAGAGACUCUACAUAGUUGAAGACACCUUCUUCACUAUAGCAGGGCACAUCUUUGUACAGCUGACAGCGACUCUCAGGAACCUUGCUGAUCACCCUGAUUCCCGUCCACUAUUCGUCUCCUUUUCCAUACUGCCAGAGCUCUGUCAGGUGCUGCGUCAUCAUCACAAAGAUCAAGAGAUAUGCACUAACAUUUCCAGAAUAUAUAGUAAACUCUCCUCUUACUCUGAGUGCCGCCUCGCUCUGGCCCAGACCCCCGGCUGUUACCAACUAUUUUUAGAACUGCUGAGCAAACAUCACCAAAAACAGGACCUUGUGGUGCGCCUCCUUUUCACCCUGGGGAACCUCACAGCCAAAAGUGACGAGGCUCGGCAGCAGCUCUUCCAGUGCAAAGGCUGCAUGGACACACUCCUCCAGCUGUACGACAGUUACCAGCAAAGAAAUGACUCACCACACAAACCCUCAAAGAAAGGUCCCCUCUCCCGCAGCAAGUCCACCGCCGCAACGGUGGUGAGCGAGCAGGAGUAUGAGGACGUGCUGGUGAAGCUGGUCAGGGUGUUUGCGAACAUGUGUAUCCACCCAGCUGUGGGACCAGCAUUAGCCAACAACACAGCCUGCAUUCAGUUGUUGAUGGAGACACUUGAGAUGAGGUCUGUGGAGGAGAGCGAGGAGCUGUUGGUGAACGUGGCAGCCACCAUCAAUAACCUGUCCUUCUAUCAGGAAGAAAGCUCUGUGCUCAGACACAGUCAACUCAUCAUGGCUAAGUUGAUGUUGAAGUUGGUGCUCAGCUCCAGUAUGGAUGCCAUGCUUGAGGCCACCCGUGUCUAUGGAAACAUGUCACAGUCCAAGGAUGUGCGGGACUUUAUUAUGCAAAAUAAAGUACACCAGUUUGUGGUGACGCUGCUGGACUCAAAAAGCACUGAAAUGUGUUUUUCAGCCUGCGGGGUCCUCACUAACCUGGCUCUGGACCCAACCAACCGGGUCAGCCUUUCACUAGAGGGGGCUACUACCAAGCUGGCAGACUGCCUGAAAGACCUCGGAGCAGGUGAUUGGCAGCUGGCAGGCCAAGUUUGUCAGGCCUUAUGGAACAUGGUUGGUGGCGGCUCAGAGAAGUUGCUGGAUGCACAAGAAGCAGAGUCACUGCUGGAGAUCCUCACUGCAUACUCAGAUCAAGAAGAUGCUCUGAAGUGUACAGAAAAUGAAGAUGCAAGGGACUUCCACAGAGCAUGCUGGGAGUUAGAGUUCCUCCCUAUAGCUCAAAAACUGAUAAAGAUUCUCCAGCCUGUGGUCCUGACAGCCUGA
This is a messenger RNA of Scomber japonicus (chub mackerel), 2507 nucleotides long. It is a transcript of the gene armc2, whose product is annotated as armadillo repeat containing 2. The transcript is spliced from 17 exons. Lineage: Eukaryota; Metazoa; Chordata; Actinopteri; Scombriformes; Scombridae. Bases 6 to 2507 code for a protein of 833 amino acids. Gene Ontology annotation, molecular function: protein binding. The record is from RefSeq and is a predicted model, not a curated record. Gene Ontology annotation, biological process: sperm axoneme assembly; cilium organization.